This is a messenger RNA of Botrytis deweyae, 198 nucleotides long. RefSeq lists its product as uncharacterized. The transcript is spliced from 2 exons. Bases 1 to 198 code for a protein of 65 amino acids. Lineage: Eukaryota; Fungi; Ascomycota; Leotiomycetes; Helotiales; Sclerotiniaceae. The record is from RefSeq and is a predicted model, not a curated record.
AUGGGAGCUAAGAUAUGUUUGAGGCAGCAAACGUCGGAAGAGGUUGAUGCAGCAGAAACUCUUUUCGAAACACGCCGAAAUGUUGGGGAAAGGCGGGAUUCGUUUGUAACAGCGGAGAAGCAGAGACAGAAGCAGCAGCAGCAGCAGCAGAUGCAAGAUAAUGUUGAUACUCCAAGACUCCAAGCAACUAUUGAGUAA